AUGGAAGUCCUGGAGGAACUGCCCUGGAUCAGUCGGAAGCACCAGAACCGCCAAAAGUAUGGGCUGUGCGUCAUCUUCCUCUCCUGCACCAUGAUGCCCAACUUUGAAGACCUGAUCCAUUUCGAGGUCAGCAUCGGUCACUAUGGGAACAAGAUGGACCUGAAUUACAAGCCUCUAGUCUCAAGCACACAGUACAGCCCAGUGAUAUAUGAUGGGAACAUCUACCAUUAUGUGCCCUGGUACAACACCAAGCCUGUCGUGGCCGUGACCUCCAACUGGGAGGACGUCAGCUUCCGCAUGAACUGCCUCAACCUCCUCCACUUCACUCGGGACCGCCUGAAAGCCAACCUGGACACCCUGAAAUCCACGCGGAAUCCGAAGGACCCAGCUCUCCUCCACCAGUGGGAGAAACUGCUGAGGGAGCUGGUGGAGGACUGCAAGCGCCCUCUGCCCUGCAUGACCGACCAGCCCAAAGCCACCAGCCUGGACAGGAAGAGGUGGCAGCUCCGCAGCCUCCUCCUGCAGGAACUGGCCCAAAAGGCCAAGCAAGCCAUGCCCAGGGACAUGGUGGCCACAGCGGAGGACUGGCUGUACCGCCUCAACGCUGUGCUCCCUGAGCCCCAGAUGGGCAUUCCUGACGUGAUGAUUUGGCUGGUGGCCAAGGAGCAGCGAGUGGCCUACGCACAGGUGCCUGCCCACUCCGUCCUCUUCUCCCGGGCAGGGGCCCUGCACUCCGGCAGGCUCUGUGGGAAGAUACAGACACUCUUCCUACAGUACCCAGAGGGUGAAGGACAGAAGGAUGUGCUCCCAGCUCACCUCCGGGUCUGCAUGUGGCUUGGCAACGUCACAGACAGCAAGGACCUGCAGCUUCUCCGCCAGGGUGACACGGCGGUGUACGCCGAGACGUAUGAGAAUCAGGCCAAGUAUAAAGACCAGUGGGGGCAGCAGGGGCUGUAUCGCUGCCCCAACUUCUCAGAUGUCAUGGGGAACAAGACCCUCCCCAUGACGGAUUUCCAGCCACCCCUGGGAUGGCACUGGCAGGACAGCUGGACAGUGGAACCUCAGAGGAGACUCCUCCUGGACAUAGACAUCAACAAGAGCCAGGUGCUGGAGGAGGUCUAUGAGAACCAGGGCCGCGACACCAGAGGCGCCUGGGGGCCUGCCGCCAUCCCAAACACAGACGUGAACGGACAGCCCAUGGAGGCCCGGGAGAACGUGAAGUGCCCCCAAGGCUGGCACUUUAAGAAGGACUGGGUGGUGGAGCUGAACCACGCAGUGGACAGUAAGGGCUGGGAGUAUGGCGUGGGCAUCCCCCCCUCGGGCCUGCCCCAGGUCUGGAGCCCGGUGGAGAAGACCUACCACUCGUGCCGCCGGCGGCGCUGGGCGCGCGUGCGCUUCCGGAACCGCGGGGCGCUGAGCCACGAGCAGGAGACGGUCUCCUUCCUGCAGCUGGGCCCGGCCGAGGGCGAGGAGGAGGGCUGGGAGUACGACGCCUUCGGCUCCAAGUUCCACCUCCACCCUCAGCCCCGGAGCCGCUUCCGCCGCCGCUGCUGGCGCCGCAGGCUGGCGCCCAACAAGGACAAGGGGGUCGCGCCCGUCUUCCUCCUGGAAGGGUCCUUGGCCAUGGAUCUGAAAUACCGUGCUGGGAAGGAAGAGGAAAGCAAGCCAUGGCCAUGGGGUCUGGACAGACGAUUCAGGGACCCCCAGAGGCAGGACGCCCGGCCCCCCAACAUGCCCUUCAUCUACUGCACCUUUAACAAGCCCCACUACUACCAGCUCUUCUGCUACAUCUACCAGGCCCGGAACCUGGUGUCCAAUCAGAUCCUGACAUUCCAAGGGCCCUUCAUUCGGGUGGUCUUCCUGAACCACAGCCAGUGCACCCAAACCCUGAGGAGCUCUGCAGGCCCCACAUGGGCCCAGACACUCAUCUUCCAGCACCUCCUUCUGUACGAGAACCCGCAGGACACCAAAGAGAGCCCGCCGCUUGUGGUGCUAGAGCUGUGGCAGCAUGACUCCUGGGGCAAGGAGAGCUUGUGGGGACGGAGCAUGUGGCCCCCAGUGGUCUGGCUGGAUCUCCAGGACCGGAUCCUGCCCCCCAUGAGGUGGCACCCCCUUGUAAAGGAGCUGGGGAAGGAAGAGGGCGAGAUCUUGGCAUCCUGUGAGCUGAUCCUCCAGACUGAGAAGCUUGGCGAGAAGCAGCUGCCUAUCUUAAGCGUUCCCUGGAAGAAUGGGGCAUACACACUCCCCAAGAGCAUCCAGCCCACGAUAAAGAGGAUGGCCAUUGAGAUCCUGGCCUGGGGCCUUCGGAAUAUGAAGAAGGCGAGCUCCCCCCAGCUCCUGGUGGAAUUCGGGGAAGAGUCCCUGAGGACAGAACCCAUCAGAGACUUUCAGACCAACCCUAACUUCCCCGAGUCCGAGUCUGUCCUAGUCCUCGUAGUGCUCAUGCCCACGGAGGAGGCCUAUGCGCUGCCCCUCGUGGUGAAGGUGGUGGACAACUGGGCCUUCGGCCAGCAGACCGUGACGGGCCAGGCCAACAUCGACUUCCUCCAGCCCUACUUCUGUGACCCCUGGGCUCAGGACUACGUGCACCCAAAGCUUCCAAGGCUGUCUGAGAAGAAGCACCAGGCCUUCCUAGGCUACCUCUCCAGAAAGUUCUGGUUCAAGUCCAGUAAAGCAGAGGAUGAGUAUGAGCACGAGGUGGACUGGUGGAGCAAGCUGUUCUGGGCCACAGAUGAGCACAAGUCGCUGAAGUACAAGUACAAAGACUACCACACCCUCAAGGUGUAUGACUGUGAGCUGGAGGCCGUGCCAGCCUUCCAGGGCCUGCAGGACUUCUGCCAGACCUUCAAGCUCUACCAGGAGCAGCCCAAGUUGGACAGCCCCGUGGUAGGGGAGUUCAAGGGCCUCUUCCGUAUCUACCCCUUUCCUGAGGACCCAGAAGCCCCGAAGCCCCCACUGCAGUUCUUGGCUUGGCCAGAGAGAGAGGACUUCCCCCAGCCCUGCCCGGUGCGGGUGUACGUGGUACGAGCCACCAACCCGCCGCCCCAGGACUACCGCGGCCUGUGUGACCCUUACGUGAUCCUGAAACUGGGCAAGACAGAGCUUGGCAGCCGGGACAUGUACCAGCCCAACACCCUGGAUCCCGUCUUCGGCACGAUGUUUGAACUCACCUGCAACAUCCCCCUGGAGAAGGACCUAGAGAUCCAGCUCUAUGACUUCGACCUUUUUUCACCUGAUGAUAAGAUAGGAACCACAGUGAUCGACCUUGAAAACCGACUCCUGUCUGGCUUUGGAGCUCACUGUGGGCUCUCCAAAUCCUACUGCCAGUCAGGACCCUUUAGAUGGCGGGAUCAGAUGCCCCCAAGCUACCUCCUAGAACGCUAUGCCAAGCGCAAAGAGCUGCCUCCGCCUCUGUUCAGUCCUGACGAAGAUGCUGUUUUCUAUAACGGGAAAAAAUUCAAGCUGCAAAGCUUUGAACCCAAAACCCCUACUGUUCAUGGUUUGGGGCCCAAGAAGGAACGCCUUGCACUCUACCUCCUGCACACCCAGGGGCUGGUGCCUGAGCACGUGGAGACCCGCACACUGUACAGUGACAGCCAGCCAGGCAUCGAUCAGGGAAAGGUGCAAAUGUGGGUGGACAUCUUCCCCAAGAAGCUGGGGCCUCCUGGCCCCCCAGUCAACAUCAACCCCAGAAAGCCUAAACGGUAUGAGCUGCGCUGCGUCAUCUGGAAAACCGCCAAUGUGGACCUGGUGGAUGACAAUUUCAGUAGAGAGAAGACGAGCGACAUCUACAUCAAAGGGUGGUUGUAUGGGCUGGAGAAGGACAUGCAGAAGACAGACAUCCACUACCACUCGCUGACUGGGGAGGCUAACUUCAACUGGCGGUUCAUCUUUACCAUGGACUACCUGGCGGCGGAGCGCGUGUGUGUCCAGAGCCAGAAGGAUUACAUAUGGAGCCUGGAUGCCACGUCCAUGAAGUUCCCAGCCCGACUUAUCAUCCAGGUCUGGGACAAUGACAUCUUCUCCCCCGACGACUUCCUAGGGGUCCUGGAGCUGGAUUUGUCUGACAUGCCCCUCCCGGCUCGGCACGCCAAGCAGUGUUCCAUCAGGAUGAUGGACACCGACCCCAAGUGGCCCUAUUUCCUCCAAUACAAGCACUUCUCCCUCUUCAAGAAGAAGACUGUGACUGGCUGGUGGCCUUGCCAGGUCCUCGAUGGUGGCAAAUGGCGCUUGUCGGGCAAGGUGAAGAUGAGCCUGGAGAUUCUGUCAGAGAAGGAAGCCUUAAUCAAGCCAGCCGGGCGAGGCCAGUCAGAACCCAACCAGUACCCUACACUUCAUCCUCCCCUACGCCCCCACACCUCUUUCAUGUGGCUGCGGUCACCAGUUCAACACUUCUGCUCUGUUUUCUGGAAACGCUAUCGCUUCAAACUCAUAGCCUUUGUGGUCAUAUCGAUUAUAGCACUUAUGCUGUUCAACUUUAUCUAUUCAGCUCCGCAUUAUUUGGCCAUGAGCUGGAUCAAACCUCAACUUCAGCUGUAUCCUCCCAUUAAAAUAUUCAAUAUCAUCACUUCACUAAACACCAGCAACGCCAGCUCUUCCAUCCUUCCCACCCAGGAUCCAAACCUAAAGCCUACAAUAGACCAUGAGUGGAAACUCCACCCAGGACCUACCAAUCACCUGAGUAACAUUUUCCCAGAACUUCCAGCCCCAGAAGACUAAUGAGCCCACGCUGCCUGGCUUUCCUCCUCUACCAACAGCCCUCCCCUCGGGCUGCCUGCCAGUUCUCUGUUUCUGUCUUCUAGGACAGAUGCAAGGUGCUAGGGAUAUUCUAGCUAUUGUGUUCAGAAAUCACUUCCAACAAGAAGAGCAGAGCUGUAAUUUUCCACUGAAAUAAACAAGUUCUGUA
Messenger RNA from Piliocolobus tephrosceles (Ugandan red Colobus), 4906 nucleotides. RefSeq names its product fer-1 like family member 5 (gene FER1L5). Gene Ontology annotation, biological process: membrane fusion; plasma membrane organization. The coding region runs from base 1 to 4719 and encodes 1572 amino acids. The record is from RefSeq and is a predicted model, not a curated record. NCBI's taxonomy places the organism in Eukaryota, Metazoa, Chordata, Mammalia, Primates, Cercopithecidae. The transcript is spliced from 36 exons. Gene Ontology annotation, cellular component: membrane.